This is a messenger RNA of Colias croceus (clouded yellow), 7014 nucleotides long. It is a transcript of the gene nmo, whose product is annotated as serine/threonine-protein kinase NLK. The record is from RefSeq and is a predicted model, not a curated record. Gene Ontology annotation, cellular component: nucleus; cytoplasm. Lineage: Eukaryota; Metazoa; Arthropoda; Insecta; Lepidoptera; Pieridae. The transcript has 10 exons. Gene Ontology annotation, biological process: intracellular signal transduction; protein phosphorylation. Gene Ontology annotation, molecular function: ATP binding; MAP kinase activity. Bases 353 to 1720 code for a protein of 455 amino acids.
UUCUUGUUACGUGUGGACGUUUCGCGUGUAUCUUUUAAGAAACCAUUACCGUGUUAUCCUUUGUCCUGAAAUAUUAAAAUAUAGUUCGUAACAAAUACACGCGUAGCGUGUACUAAAUAUUUAGUUAGAAAUAACCUACCGUUCGUACAAAUAACUGGUGAAAUUGACAGGUGACCGUUCGUGUAGUGUGCGCUCAGUAAUCAGUUAGUGAUUCCCGCAUAGUCGUUCGAGCAUGAAUAAUAAAGAAGCAACCGGUAACAGCGUCGCGUGUCAACCGGGAGAGGCUUGGUGAUAGAGCAGUGUCGGGGUUAAAGCGUUGAGCGUGUGAUGAGUCUGCGGUGACGGCGGUUGGAUGGCGGCUGUAAGCGGACCAGCGCGGCACUCUCGCGUCUCGAUGAGUGUGUCCAUGUCGCUGAUGCAGGGCGGUACGCAGAGUGCGCCCCAGGGCGCCAUCCUGGCGGCGGCGGCGCCCUACUACCAAACGCCGGCCAUCCCGACCGACGUGCAGCCCGACAGGCCUAUAGGCUACGGCGCCUUUGGAGUCGUAUGGGCAGUGACGGACCCUCGCGACGGGCGGCGAGUGGCCCUCAAGAAGCUGCCGAACGUGUUCCAGUCGCUGGUCUCCUCCAAGCGCGUCUUCCGCGAGCUCAAGAUGCUCUGCUUCUUCAAACAUGAAAACGUACUGUCGGCGUUAGACAUCCUUCAGCCGCCAAGCCUCGACUUCUUCCAAGAAAUUUACGUAAUCACGGAGCUACUGCAAAGCGACCUGCACAAGAUCAUCGUGUCCCCGCAACAUCUCUCAGCCGACCACAUCAAAGUCUUCCUGUACCAAAUACUCAGAGGUUUAAAGUACCUGCACUCAGCGCGCAUCCUGCACAGGGACAUCAAACCCGGCAACCUGCUGGUGAACAGCAACUGCGUGCUUAAGAUCUGUGACUUCGGCCUCGCGAGGGUUGAGGAGCCAGACUCGACGAAGAACAUGACGCAGGAGGUUGUUACGCAGUAUUAUAGGGCACCAGAGAUCCUGAUGGGCGCGAACCACUACACGGCGGCGGUCGACGUGUGGUCCGUGGGUUGUAUAUUCGGCGAGCUGCUCGGCAGGCGCAUUCUCUUCCAGGCACAGAGUCCUGUGCAGCAGCUGGAGCUGAUCACGGAGCUCCUCGGUACGCCGUCGCUGGAAGACAUGCGGUACGCGUGCGCGGGCGCGCGGGCGCACAUGCUGCGGCGCGCGCCCCGCCCGCCCGCGCUCGCCGCGCUCUACACGCUCUCCGUGCAGGCGACGCACGAGGCGGUGCACCUGCUCGCCCAGAUGCUCGUCUUCGACCCGGCGAAACGCAUCUCCGUAGUUGAUGCACUAGCGCAUCCCUACUUGGAAGAAGGGCGGCUCCGCUACCACUCGUGCAUGUGCAAGUGCUGCUACAGCGCGCCGCCCGCCGCGCGCCACUACUCGCCGGACCUGGAGCCGGUCGCGCCGCACGCGUUCCACGACGGCUGGGAGAGGAAGCUCACGUCGGUGCACCAAGUCAAGGAGGAGAUCCACAAAUUCAUAGCGGAGCAGCUGCAGACGUCGCGCGUGCCGCUGUGCAUCAACCCGCAGUCGGCCGCGUUCAAGAGCUUCGCAAGCCCUAGAGCGAGUACGAAAGCAAAAGUUUGUUCCCCUUUCAAGACAGCGGCAAAAAUACUUCUGCUCUCGCCUGUGAUAUUUCUGUGCGCUGCGUAAUGGCGUAGUGCCCAAGUCCAGUAAGCGUCACCGCACGUUAUAUUGUGUUGUCCGUAUAUACGCGGGCGUUUAUCGAAGAGGCAACCCUGAACUAAGAAAAAAAAAACUAAGUUUACACAAAUUAAGUCUUAUUGGUGUCAUGUUAAGAGCUAAAAUCGUUUAACAAGUCCAUGGUUUUAGUGUUGCCUUUACGAGAAAACGUCAAUCGUAAUUUCAAAAGGGUUGAUCGUUGGAUAGUUUAUUUUUCCCAUUCCGAAUGAUAUGCAUGCGUUUUCUUUCGAUUAUCUGAUGAUUUUUUUAGCAUUUUGGCGAUCUUUUACUUUAAACUUUUGAAAUGUUUGUGAAAUGUUUUUAUAUAUAUUUCACAUUUAUUUUAGUAAUAAAUGUCCUUUUUUACUUUACUACCCCUUUCUUAAAUAUAAUUUACAAGCGAUCGCUAAAAUGCAUGUAUCAGUUGAGCAACCAGAAGAAAUAAAGGUUUUGAAUGCAGUUACUAUGCGGUCACGUUGGGAGUUUUAAUUGACUUGCUUCCGAAAUAUUUAUAUAAAAUCAUGAUUAUGAAUUACAAUAAAAAACAUUGAAAGUAGAAUAAUAUGUUGUGAUUUAUCUUGCUUGCUUUUCUUUCGUUUUUUUCACUUUAAUUUUCUUGAAAAAAUAGGCAAAAAAAAAUAUUUCGGAAACAGGUCUGCGAUCAUGGUUCAGAAAAAUAUGUUUGUCCCGAAAAGUAUUUAGUGCAUGAGUAGGCAGUGAGCAAAGUGCCAAGCACUCGGUUGUGGUGAUUUUGUCUUUUUCUAUAAGUAGUAGACUUUCAGUAGAUUUGAUUUGCAAUGCAAUUUUACAGUUGAAAUAUUUUGGAAAAAUAAAUUUAAUUUAAUCACAAAUUUCGAAACAAUGCAUGGUCGAAAAAUUUUGGGACGUGUGUUGGAAUCAAUAUUUAUAAAGAUAUAAUUUAAAUAAAAAAUACUUACCGAAUAUAAAAUAAAAUUAUCACAAAAAUAAAAAAAAAGUAAAGUUUGAUUCCAACACAAGUCCAGUGGCCUGGGUGUGGGUAAAGCACGACACAGACUUGCGACUAAUCCAUGCGACUCGCGACUUGCAGCUCGACAGUCGCGCACCCGUCGGAGCUGCCGCCGUCGCCGCACCAGUGGGAAUGACGCGAGUCUAAGCGCGGCUUCGACAAGCGCGCCCUAUAUUAAAUACGCACUCGCUAAGACUCUGUUCAAGGGCUUUGGGCGCUAUCUCCCUCGCUAACGACGAAAAAAAUGCAAACGCCGAACGGGAAUUUUUGUUUCGAACGCGCAAGCAAUUUUGAUCUCAAUGUGUUUGUGAGCGAACGCUGUUUCGCGUCUGUCUCUUUGUUUGUACGGAUGGUAGGAUGACGGUGAUCAACACUACGAUAAAAAUGAAAAAUUAUAAAAAAAUGACAAGAGCGCUUUACAUGUUUCAUUAACUUCAAAGCUAUAGUGACGAGGGUCACACUUAUUUUUAUUGAUGUAACUAACGUUUCGUAUAUAUUUUGGUAGUGAAAUGAAGUAUUCUAUGUAUAAGAUUGUAUGAUAAUUGUAAUUUUAAAUUUCGGUUUUGUCAAUAAUGAAUAAUAAUAAUAGAUGUAAAAUUCACCAAUGUACAAUUGAUAACACCAAUCGAUGUUUACAUUUCACUUAGUUUAUAUAUUACGGAUUAUAUGUGUACUGUGAGAUAUAUUGAAGUGUUUAUAGAUAUAAUUCUAAUGAUCUGAUCUUAGGAAAAAUCGAUAAAAUACACCACGUUCAUGACAUGCAAAUUUUUCGCAUUUACGACAUAACCAUGUUCUAAAUAUAUAAGUAAAAGACUACAAGAUUCCUUCUCAUUUGCGAUAGAGAAAAUACAUAAAAAAAAACAUUUAUAUAUUUACCAAAUAUUUUAUAUUUUCACUUAUAUUAUUAUAGUAGCGAUGGGUUUGUAGAUUAGUAUAGAUUGGUAUCGUAGAGAGCAGUCAAUGGGUAAGGUAACGAUUGGUUAUGAUAAGUUCCUUUGAAAUGCGGUCACGAAACUGGCCUGUAUUAUUCAAAUGGAUGUUUCAAUGUGGUGUACAACGAAUGGAGAGGGACAUAGAUAGUAUAGAGCGGACGGUAUAGAACUUGCGUACCUCGUAUAUUAAAGGGCCAUGCUUGUUAGGGAUAGUAACAUCAUUUUAUUCGCUAUUCCAUCAGAUAGUUGUGUAUGUGAGGGUAGAUUUUCGGUGUGUGCCUGAACGUUAUGUGGAUUGCAAGCAAUAAACGUUGCAAUAUAUUAUUAAACGUCUUAGAGGUAAAUUUAGUUUUAUGGAAAAUGAAUAAAAAAAAAUAUAAUGAUUUUUUUGUUCGUUAAGGCCGCGUUCAGAUGGCGAUGCGCUUAUGUCGAAGCUACUAAUGAAUCUCGACGUGUCGGCCGUCUGUACUCAGCCUGUUUUGUGUUUCCCUAAACACCAUUGUAUGUAACAUCGACUGACAUUUUUAUGUAGUUAGGUUAGAUAGAUAUAGAAGUAAAUUGACAUAUUUCAGUAAUUACAAUUUUGAUUUUAUUAAUAUCGCUGGAUAGAGGAAAAGCAGCAUUUUUAUUGUGAGCGUCAGAAAUGAUUGUGUAAAAUAUUUUAUAUAUCACAAUUUAAUACUUAAAUGCAAAGAUAUUUGUUGAUUAUUUUUUUAAAGUUGAGUAGAUUCAACUAUUAAGCCUGUAUAAAAAUAAAAAUUAGUUCAUAUUAAAAAGUGAUCGAUACGUCUACAUAAAUAUGGUGUAGAAAAAAUAAAUAUACUGCUUUUGGUCUAUACUACGGUAAUAUACAUGUGGUAGUGUGUGACGUUUAUUUCAAGCAUUUAUUAUUAGUUAUGUAAUAAUUCUGAUGUGUGAUAGUGUGCGUGUAAUUUGUCUUUAUUGGCCAUUGAUAUAAUCUUAAUAUGUAUACGUUUCAAAAUUGAUGUUCUCCUUAUUUUGUGUAGUUAUGUAUCACGCUGCUAACAUGUAAUACAUAGAUUUGUGCGAGUGUCAACGGACGUAGCCUUAAUCUAGUUCAAAACUAUAUUAGUGAUUAAAAAGUAAUUAAAAAAAUGUGUAAAUAAAUUGUGUAGUAUUAAUUAGUUUGGUAUGGGAUGUAAACCGAUAUAGAAAUCCAAUAGGUUGGCGGGUUUUCUGUACCAAUAUGCAAUAAUCUCAAAGAUGGAACGUCUGUUUCAAUAUAUAUUUUUUGGUGUUGGUACAGAUAACCGCCUAGAUGGUACAAAAUAGUGUCUGCCCAAAAUACUAUUAUCACACGUGUUGACAGAAACUUGUUAACAGAAAAGAAUAUUCUAGAAAUAGUCCUGUAAAUUAAAAGCAAAGAUGGUACGCAAAAUGCGUGCACGUGCGUCGUAAUAGUGUAUUGGACAACGGACCCCACCUUGCCUUAUACAGAUAACUGUUACUGUGAUCAAAAAUACAGCCUCCAUGCUGCCGCGUAUGACCUGUAUAUAGAUUGUACGUAGUCGCUUCCAAAUAGUAUAACAACAAAAAGCGGUCGAAGUUUCGAGAAACGCCUGGAAACUUCGACCGCUCUCCCGAGUCGAGGACUAUUACCCGAAAUAGUUUUAGAUAAUCGAUAACUGCUGUACAUAUAAGUGAUUCGAUUCGUAUUUCAACACGCUUUUAAUUCUACAUAUUAUUAAUAAUGUGUAAUUGUAAAUAAUUCGUUUCCAGACUGUUAGAGAUCUCGUUUGUUGUUUUAAGUACACGUUUCUUUCCAUUUAGCACACAAGUGAUCUUUAGUUUAGGUUAUGAGCUGAUUUUGUGUAAUUGCUACUGGAGGGUAGUUCACAAAAAUGUGGUUCCACCUAGCGGCGAUUACAUUAAAACUCGGCACGAAUUGACGUAUUUAGUUUGUAUGUUGGUCAGUCAUUUAUUUUUUUCUUGUAGCCGUAAGUUUUAACACUUGAAUGCUUACAGAGGCAAGCGAGGCACGAUUCAUGUAAAUAUUAGACGGUAAAAGGAUAAGACUUUAGUUUUUAUGUUAAUAACAAACUGCCUCUGCUCUUAGUCGCAUAUUUUUACUUUAAUUUCUAUUACUUAAGAUUCUUCUUAUAAUUAUAAAAUGAUAAAAAAAAUAUCCCCGCUCGGCUGAAUGUUUGAGACAUGUGACUUACGACUCGAACACAGAAUGAAAGCAGUCGAUAUUACGUGUCUCAAAAAUACAGUUGUCCGGAAGUUGUAAGAUUUUUUCGUAUUUUAAGACGUUUUAUUUUCACUUACCAGUCGUGUUGUAAAUAUAUAUUCGUGCACUGAUAUACGUGUUUAAGUUGAUCUAAUUUUAAAAUUAUUCAAAAUGGCUGUAUACUAAUUGUACGUAAUGCCCUUAAGUAUAAGGGCCGUUUCACACAGGAGCAUAAGAAGCGCCAUCUGGCGUUGAUUUUGAUUCUGUAAAUGCUAUCUGUGUAUCGGCCCUUUCCGCAAGCGACAGUGGUUGCGUGAUAAAGUAGGAAAAUUUCUAAAUGCUCAAAAUAUACUCAAAUUUUGAGGAGCUUUUAUAAAUUUGUCGUGUUACAAACGAAACAAUAAAAUAAGAUUAUAAAGCGUUUUAAAUUUGAAUGUAUUUUGAGAAUUUUUAUAAGGAACCAUCCAUUGUCAUUUUGCGGAAGUUAGACAAAUAGUCGGAGUUGCUUUUAUUUGCGAUAGGGACCUAUCGAUUUCCUAUAUUCGAUUAGUUACGUCACACUUUUAGGAUUGUGAUUUAGUUGGAAGGUGACAGGACGAUUGUAAAUAUAUUUGUAUUACUGUCGAGUUAGUUGCAUUUUACCAUUGUUGCGAACUGCCAAAACUAUUGUAAUAAUUUUUUUAGCGUCUUGUACCGGACACACGGAUAAUAGCAAAGUCUCACUUGUACUCAGUCGACUUAUUCGUGUACUAGCCAAUAUGUGUCGCUCAGUACAAACCUAGUUAGAAAACAUCAUUUCAUUUCGUCGCUCAAUGUGAAUACAGCUUUAGUGUGACCGUCGAACAAGUUUAGACCGUAUUACAGUAACAAUAAGGUACAUUUUUCUAACUAGAUUUGUAAUGCAGAGUAUAAAUGUAUUAGAUUGUGAAGCUACUUUAGGUACCGGGAGUAAGAGCAUUAAAACGUGACGUGCUUAAUAUCUACUCUAAUAAAUGUAAUUGUAGUGUUAAUUGAGUGUAAAUGAUGUGUAAAUGUGACUUCCGGGAAGGUAAGAGAUGAGCAGUGAGAGUUGGUAGUUAUCUGUGUAGCGGUAGUGUAGCGGGCGUAGCUCCACCAUUGGACCCGUUCUUACAAUAAAACUAUUGCAUAAUUA